This is a messenger RNA of Cyphellophora europaea CBS 101466, 1578 nucleotides long. RefSeq lists its product as uncharacterized. The transcript has 2 exons. Gene Ontology annotation, molecular function: DNA-binding transcription factor activity, RNA polymerase II-specific; RNA polymerase II cis-regulatory region sequence-specific DNA binding. The coding region runs from base 1 to 1578 and encodes 525 amino acids. Gene Ontology annotation, biological process: regulation of transcription by RNA polymerase II. The record is from RefSeq and is a predicted model, not a curated record. Lineage: Eukaryota; Fungi; Ascomycota; Eurotiomycetes; Chaetothyriales; Cyphellophoraceae.
AUGGCAACCCCACAGAUCCAGUUCUACCAGUAUCGGCCAGACUCAGACGCUCGCCAUAAUGCUGUCUUCACACCGAUGCCUCAGGAACAGCAGCCUAUGUACGCUCAUAUGGGAUAUCCUCAGCAAGGCUACCCAGCUCCUCAGUACUGGCAGCAGCCUCAUUACGCGCAACCACAGCACUACAUGCCUCAGCGGGUGAUGAGCCAGACUGCGUCCCCACCGCUGACGUUGACCAUGCCCAUGCAGAAGGGACAAAUGGAGCACCUGAUGGACCAGCGGCCACCUACGCCAUGUCUAUCUGCUUGCCCUUCUACUGCCAGCAGCCCUCCUGCGAGCAGCGUCCAACAGACCCCCAUCGGUGCCGGAUACUUCCAUCUUCCCAUUGAGCACAGCAAGGAUGAGAUCCUUUCGUCUAUGCCAAUCAUGGAUGACUUCAGCGAAUCUACCGAACUGCAUGUCUUCCCGCAUCCUGGCGAUGCCAAGCUUGCCUUCGGCAGCGGCUGCAAUUCUCCGGAGCUUGCCCCAGCCUCGCCCGAAUCGCAAAUCUCGACCUCGUACCCCGUCGCUGAAUUUGUGAAUCUGCGCGACCUGACUUCGGGCGCCCUUGAGCCCUCUUCUACUCUCUCUGUACAACAAUUCCCUCCACUACCUACCCUUUCCACCGAGGACGAAGAACACAAGUUUGCUUUCGCUGCCACCACCACCCUGCCCGUCACCCCAGCGCACGAGCCAUCCGACCCCUUCAACGCAUCCAUCUCGCAAGAACCUUCUUUCGAGUCGUCCUUCUGCAGCGAGCUCGACUCCGAGGAUGAGUUUGGCUUUGUAAACUUCACUGAAGAGGUUGCCUACAACGCCGAGAAGCGUCAGAAACUCAACCCGGUUGACGAGGAGGACUUUCUGAGUGUCCACAGCUUUGGCUCUUUCGACGAAGAGGAAGCUGCUCGCGCUGGCUUGCCAUCGCCACCCUGCUCUUCCUUCUCUGAUGACUGUGGCCAUAACCACGCCAUGGAAGCCGCUGACUUCGACUUCGAUGGACUUGCUGACGGCCAGUCUCAUACUGACGGCCAGCAUGCUCACUCCACCGCCUCUCCAUCACAGGCCAGCUCCCAUGAUGGCCACGAGGGCCACUCUGCUGCCAAUACGCCGGCUCCAAGUGGGGGACAGUCGACUAACCGUCGUGGUCGCAAGCAGUCGUUGACGGAGGAUCCCUCCAAGACCUUCGUCUGCACCCUCUGCUCGCGCCGCUUCCGUCGUCAAGAACACCUCAAGCGUCACUACCGCUCGCUGCACACUCACGACAAGCCUUUUGAAUGCAACGAGUGUGGCAAGAAGUUCUCUCGCUCUGACAACCUCGCCCAACACUCCCGUACCCAUGGCUCUGGUGCUAUCGUCAUGGGCGUGAUGGAGAACGGCGAGCUGCAGACAUCUCAGUACGAUGACGAGAUGGGCCACGUGCUCUACGAGGCCGCCCAGCGCGCUGCUCUUGCCACCUCGUCAUCCUCCAGUGGCUCCGAGUCUGGCUCUUCGAGUGACAGCAAGCGCGGCAACAAGAAGCGCAAGCGGGAUGACUCUGCUUGA